AUGCUUCGAAAGGCUUCUUUCAGCGCUCUCAGCCUCUUGCUGCUACAAUUUGCGAAUGGAAACGAAAACGAAAACGCAGAGCGGACACAACCCGACCUCAAGUAUGCCGAAGAUCGAGCGUAUAUGGUCUUCAACGAAAUUCAUUCCGCCGGCCGACUAUGGGGGUCAUCUCUGUAUCACAAUGGGUUCGGGUUCUUUCCAGCUACAGUACCUGCGGGUACUAUGCUCUACCAUGGUUCCCAAUACAACGUAACACCGUCAGGGCUGGAGUGGUUGGCUUUCGACAUAGAACAUUCCGAAAACUUUGCGCGCUCAUUCAGACUGAAGCCAGGGGAGGGGCCUCCUCCAUCAGUCCCGCUACCAGAUGGGGAUAAACCUGAGCAUGAUGAUGGCCUACUCUCAGAAGGUAGUCUUCGUGAGGAAUUACGACGUCGCAGUGAGCGAUCCACAAGGGAAAACCUCCCUGUUCGAUACAACAACAAAGACGAGGAUGUGAACAUUCGUGGCUACCUACAUCUGUAUCAGACAACCCGUGAUCUCAACCUUCUCUUGAUUGACGGAAUGAGCGCCGGCAAGACACACAUGGGCACGCUAGACUCCCAGGAUCUCGUGCUCCGCGCGAACAAAGAUGCCAGUGAAAAGAUGGGCGAAAGGAGUCGAGCUCGUGAACUUUGCGAACUGGCAGCUAAAUGGGGCUUGGAUGGGUUUGUGAGAAUGGAGAUUGGUGUCGAAGUCAUCAAAUGUGACUUCAGCAAAGACUUGGACCUGGUUAACAUAAUGCGCACGGAAGUCCGUAAUGACAUAAUGGAAGACAAAGGCAUGGACGCAUUCCAGUGGAUAAGGGCUGUUGCAGAACGGUAUGAUGGUAUCGGAGCUGACCGACUACGGAUCGACUUUUCCUCCAUGGUGUCUGGCCUCUUCUUUCCCAUCAACAUCUCAAACACCAACCCGAAGCGACCGGAUCUCAAAAGGCUUGGCGCAGCAACACUGAAAGAGCUUAAAGAUAUCAAGGUAUACCUGAAGGGUGUGCUGAGUCAACCUCGAAGAUACACCGUGAAUUGGCAAGGCGUGGUUGAUCUCAUCGUGAGCAGGUACAGCAAGAGGAUUGCGCUCAUGGCAUACAAGCGGCUGCAAUCUCACUACUUCAUCAACGAAGUUGAAGGUGCUACAAUGACCUGGGUACAUUAUCUCAGACCAGCCUUGCUAGUCAAGGAGAAAUGGAGUAUGGAGGACAGAUUGAUAUACGCAUCUCUUGAGACAGUUCUGGGCACGAUUUGUAACACGCUGUAUUCUGUUCGCCGUUAUAUACUACAAGCGUCAGAGAGAGAUGGCGAGCAUAACGCGGAACUGGAAAAGGCGGUUCGGCAUGGUCGAGUUGCGAUGCAAGAAUUGAUGGAUGAGCUGGCAUGGACAACCUGGAGGAAGCCCCAGGCUUGCGCACCAGACGAGUUGCCAGUGAUUGCUAUGUGGCCGUUUGGAACCAAGGAGGAUCAUUGGGAUCCUGGAUGUCGGUCGAUCGAUACUAUCCAGCACCCUAAUGGGACAUACUGGGACGUGCUGGGACUGUUCAACUAA
Molecule: messenger RNA, 1575 nt
Organism: Fusarium graminearum PH-1
Lineage: Eukaryota; Fungi; Ascomycota; Sordariomycetes; Hypocreales; Nectriaceae
Exons: 2
Coding region: 1-1575 (524 amino acids)
Source: RefSeq, a predicted model, not a curated record